Molecule: messenger RNA, 1317 nt
Organism: Oppia nitens
Lineage: Eukaryota; Metazoa; Arthropoda; Arachnida; Sarcoptiformes; Oppiidae
Product: sulfotransferase 1B1-like
Exons: 3
Coding region: 1-1317 (438 amino acids)
Biological process (GO): sulfation
Cellular component (GO): cytoplasm
Molecular function (GO): sulfotransferase activity
Source: RefSeq, a predicted model, not a curated record
AUGAAAAGCAUAACAAAUUCAAUAAAAAAGUUAAGUUUCAGAAACAGCCAAAAAUCGUGUCAACAAAAACAAUCAUCAAAUGAAAAUGAAUCACUCAUUGAUAACUGUGCCAAACGGACGGACUAUUUGGAGUCGUUUCCCAAAAUACUUCAAUACAAAGGCUAUCAAUUGCCUGGAGAUGUCAUACAUUCAAAAGUAUUGGACGAUAUCGAAGAUCUGGAGGUUCGCGAAUCGGAUGUGUUUCUUGUGUCGUAUCCACAGUCCGGUUCAGUUAUUGUCGAAGAAUUACUGGUCAAACUAGUGGACAGAUUGAACGAGAAGUUACCGUCGGAUAGGAAACGUACGGCACAAAUGGGCAAACUAGAGGUGGCCCACCCGUACGGUCACCUUCGGUGGCUUAAUAGUCUCAAAAGACCGCGACUACUAUCAGCUAACUUACCGCUAGAUCUCAUGCCAAACGGUGUCCAAAUGAAUCCAAUUUGUAAAGUUAUUUAUUUAUUGCGUAACCCCAAAGAUCAUGCCGUCUCAUAUUAUUACUAUCAUCGGGUAAAAGGCAUACUAUCCUCUUUUGAUGACUUUAUUGAUCUCUAUAUGAAAGGUCAUCUGCUUUAUGGCGAUCACUUUGAACACUGUCUACAAUACUGGCAAUUAUUGCAAACUUAUCCAAAUAAUGUACUGUUUGUURGCUAUGAAGAUAUCAAACUUGAAACUUACGGUACGGCCAAACAAAUUGUUGACUUUCUUGGCUAUGAUCUGACAGACGCCGAUAUAAAUGAUAUUAUACUAAACCAUUUGACAAAAGCACCGAAAGCGGCCAAUAUGUACAAAACGGUAGACCUAUCAGUGGACACCAACCAGAAAGCGGCCUCUUUUGAGGGCGUAAUCGGCGAUUGGCUGAACUAUUUCUCGCCCGAACAGAGCAGACAAAUGGACGAAUUGGUCAGAAAUCGGUUUGAAAAAGUUGGACUCAGUGUCUGUUGCGAUCCAACCGACGCUAUGAAACGUAUUGUUAGUUUUGGCCGCAUUUURRUGGUUAACAUUACGGCCACUCCUACUAAACAACAACAACAACCAGAAAAUCAUUUGAAAAAUAGUUUACGAAAUGCUAUAACAAGUCAAGUGAAGAAAAGUCGACCGAAACUCGAAAGGGAAGAGUUCUUACUUUUAAGACAAAAGAGUUGGAUUCCCAUUGAAGUUGAAUCCAUUGAUACUGAAUCUCAGAGCACCGGUAGUAAAGAUCGGCGUAACUAUUGGUUAGGUUGUUGUUGUUGGUGUUGUCCCUGUUUAUGUCCAUUUCAUAAUUAUACAAAUGUUUGA